UUGAUUGAUGAGCUGCACGAGCACGGCUUUAAAAAAUGAUGCUCGAAUUCGUUAGCCUGGUUUUGGCGGGUGUAGUGAUACUGUUGACUUUUUAUUGGUUCACGAGAAAGAAUGACUAUUUUCGGAAGAAAUCCCUACCGGCUCUGCCAGAAGGCUUACUGUUCGGAAACACACGGGUUCUGAUGUUCAAGAAGAGCUCGAUGGGAGAAUUUGUUAAAAUGGUGUACGAUAGCUUUCCUGCAAACAAAGCCGUGGGUUUGUACGAUGGUUACGGUCCUGUGUUUAUGCUGACCGAUCCGGAGCUGAUAAAGAAGAUUAUGGUGAAGCAGUUCGACAGCUUCGUGGAUAGACGACCGUUUUUCUGGAAUCCCAAGUGUAAGAGUCCGAAAAUUAUAAUUAACAAAACCUUACUAACGUUGAUGGGGCAACGCUGGCGUAAUAUGAGGGCCACGCUAAGUCCUGCCUUCACGGGGAGCAAAAUGCGGCAGAUGUUCGAGCUGAUUUUGGAGUGUAGUGAAAAUAUGGCAUCUCACUAUAAUAGGCAACUGACGAAAGUUGUUUCACUGGAACGGGACAUGAAGGAUAUUUUUUCAAAGUUCGCCAAUGAUGUUAUAGCUACUUGCGCAUUCGGUAUUAAAGUUGAUUCGCUUGAAAAUCCCGAAAAUGAUUUCUACGUUAACGGGCGCAAGAUGAUGCGCUUCAAUCGAUUAAGUGUUGCGUUUCGCGUAAUUGCCAUUCAGUUAUUUCCACGCAUUAUGGAUUUCCUCGGAAUAGAUAUUGUAGACCGGGAGCAGAUAGAUUAUUUCACUAAGCUUAUUUUACACGCUAUUAGAACCCGACAAUCAGAACACAUUCUGCGCCGUGACAUGAUUCAGCUGUUAAUCGAAGCAAGAGGUGGAACACUCAAGUAUGAGGCGGAGAACGAUCAACCGGAGGGAUUUGCUACCGUACACGAAUCGGAAGUUGGGCAAAGCCAAAAGCGAAUUGAGAUGACAGAUAUUGAUAUGGUUGCUCAAUGUAUAAAUUUCUUUGUUGCCGGAUUCGAUACGGUGUCGACUUGUCUAACCUUCUUCGCAUACGAGCUUGCGAUGAAUCCGGACAUUCAACAGCGGUUGUAUGAAGAAAUAUCAGAAACCCAUCAGCGUCUCAGCGGGGAACCGCUGAGCUAUGAAACGCUUCACGGCAUGAAAUAUUUGGAUAUGUGUGUCUCGGAAAGUCUCCGACUGUGGCCCCCGAUUCCGAUGAUCGACAGACUGUGCGUUCGCGAUUAUCAAGUUAAUGAGGGCAAAUUGCAAUUCACCAUCGACAAGGGUACCGCCGUUUGGAUUCCGGUUCAUGCUCUUCACCGUGAUCCCGAAUACUAUCCCCAGCCGGAAAAGUACGAUCCGGAGCGAUUUGGCAGUGAAAAUAAACAAUCGAUAAAUUUGGGCGCGUAUCUUCCCUUUGGUUCUGGGCCGAGGAAUUGCAUCGGUUCGCGACUUGCCCUCACCGAAGUGAAAUCGAUUGUGUACCACUUGUUGCUGAACUUUUGUCUGGAAGGUACAGCCGGAACGCCGGUUCCGAUGCGGCUUGCCAAAGGUUUUGCUGCCACUAACAACGAGCGUGAGGUCAUUAUAGCUUUGAGAAAACGAAAAUAACGAAGUAUUUCAGAACACUGAAAAAUCAUAACAGUACGAUCGAAAAUCGUUGAAGAAUAUUUGAUAAUUUCAAAAAAAUAAUGCUCACUCAGUUAGACGGCGUCCAAUAUAAUCACGAAAGCUUUUUCUUAUCUCGAUAUGAACGUACCUAAAAAAAGAGAUAAAAAUUGAUUAGAUUUAUGAUAAACGUUGCAACAGAGUUGUAAAAAUGUAAUCUUCAUUGUUUCUGCUUCAAAACAAAAACUAAACUCUUUCCUGGUUCACAUAAGAUUUAAGGUUAUCACGAAACGGUACCAAAAAGAGGAAAGAAUAAGACCGAAAAACAGCAGCACCAAAAUUCACAAUAGAAAUGAAUGAUCUGAUCAUUUAACUUCCUUGCUAACUUUAUAUUCGAAUUGAAGAACUCGAAAGUUUUAUAUCAAAAGUCGAAACUUAAAAAAUAAAUUUAGGUCAAAAAUCGAAAGUGAAAAAAGAAAUAAUAAAAGUUACGGGGGUUAAAGGUAAAUUAACAAAUAUCAGAAAGUGAAUAUCAGAAGGUUUUAGAGAAAAAAAUUUUAAUUAAAGGUUCGAACUCGAAAAAUGAUAACUAAGCGAUGGAAGUCUAAAAACGAAAGUCGACAGUGGAAAGUUCAAAGUCAAAAGCCAAAAAUCAAAUUCCAAAAAUUAAAGACCGAAAGUCAGAAGUCCAAAAUAAAAUGUGAAAAAUCCAAAGUUGACAGAAGUUUCAAAUCAAAAAUAAUAAAACUGAACUCAAAAAUUAAAGUCAAAUAUCGGCAAUCAACGUUCGAAGUCAAACGUCCUCAAUCAACGAGAUUGUAGACCUAACUUAUGAAGGAAGAAAGGAGUAACCAGUUUUCACUUCCAUGAAUUUAUUCGACACAUAUUAUGUCACAAACAAGUUCAUGAAUAAGAGAUAGAUUCUAUUACAUAUUUUCCUCCACCGUUUUACUAGAAU
Messenger RNA from Wyeomyia smithii (pitcher-plant mosquito), 2592 nucleotides. RefSeq names its product cytochrome P450 9e2-like. Gene Ontology annotation, molecular function: iron ion binding; oxidoreductase activity, acting on paired donors, with incorporation or reduction of molecular oxygen; heme binding. The transcript is spliced from 2 exons. Bases 36 to 1637 code for a protein of 533 amino acids. NCBI's taxonomy places the organism in Eukaryota, Metazoa, Arthropoda, Insecta, Diptera, Culicidae. The record is from RefSeq and is a predicted model, not a curated record.